Messenger RNA from Populus trichocarpa (black cottonwood), 1622 nucleotides. Its product is annotated as homeobox protein knotted-1-like 6. Gene Ontology annotation, molecular function: DNA binding; DNA-binding transcription factor activity, RNA polymerase II-specific. Gene Ontology annotation, cellular component: nucleus. The transcript is spliced from 5 exons. The record is from RefSeq and is a predicted model, not a curated record. Gene Ontology annotation, biological process: regulation of DNA-templated transcription. The coding region runs from base 463 to 1506 and encodes 347 amino acids. NCBI's taxonomy places the organism in Eukaryota, Viridiplantae, Streptophyta, Magnoliopsida, Malpighiales, Salicaceae.
AAACUGGCCCUGGGCCUGGAGGGAGUGGAAAGAAGCAACUGAGGCUCGAGGGUCCACCAUGCCUCAGGAACUUCUCCUUGUUUUUGUACGCUAAAAUCACAAUUUAAGACCACUUUACCCGCUUUUUGAAAACUCACUUCUCUAUUUCGCUGUCUUGUUCUGAUCAUCAUCAUCAUCAUCAUCAUCGUCAGUUUAGAGUUCUUCUCCAUUAAUUUAAUUAAUUUCAAGCACCUGAGACUGAAAGUUAUAUCCCAUAAACCCAGUCCUUUUUUUUAUUACGUACUGUAACUACACUCUCCUCUCCUCUCACUAGCUCAUCCACUACAAAACCACACUUCUUUCUCUAUUUCAAUACAGUUGUACCCAAUAUUUUUUUUUUUUCUCUGUUUCAAGUAUCUACUACCACUGCUGCUGCUAACCAGUAGAAAACCCAGUUUGCUAAACCUGAUUCUUUCUCUCUCAAUGAUGGAGCAACUGCACGGUCUUCAAUCCACUGGCACUGAUUACUCUUUGCAGGUGCCCUCAGAGAACGCGGGUGCUCCAUUAGUGGCUAAUUACUACCAUCAUAUGGGGUUCCCAUCCGUAGCUGGGGAGGCAUCAUUUCCUUUCUUUGGAUCGGAGCAGUUGUUUUGUGGUUCUUCAGUAUCUGAUGCUGCUUCAAUGGUGGUGGAGUUGCAUCAUCAUCAUCAGCAGCAGCAGCAGCAGAGAGGUGGUGGCGGCGGUUGUGUUGGUGAUAAUAGUAAUAGUAAUAAUUCACAGGAGGAGGCUUCUUGUGCAAUUAGGGCUAAAAUUGCUUCUCACCCUCUUUAUCCUAAGUUACUCGAAGCUUAUAUUGAUUGCCAGAAGGUGGGAGCACCGCCGGAGAUGGCUUAUCUGUUAGAUGAAAUCCGGGAAGAGAACGAUGUUUCCAAGAGGUCCGAUAAUACUGUCGCCUCUUGCUUGGGUGCAGAUCCCGAGCUUGACGAGUUCAUGGAAACUUACUGCGACAUUCUGAUGAAGUAUAAGGCGGAUCUCUCUAGGCCUUUUGAUGAAGCUACCGCUUUCUUGAAUGAUAUUGAGGCUCAGUUUAAUACGCUCUGCAAUGGUGCUUCCAGAAGUCAAGUUCAUGAUGAAGCUGUUGGUUCAUCGGAUGAAGAUGCCAGUGGAGGAGAUGCAGAGGUGCAAGAUUGUACCCGUGCAAACGAGGAUCGAGAGCUUAAGGACAAACUGCUAUGUAAAUAUAGUGGUUACAUAAGCACCUUAAAGCACGAGUUUUCGAAGAAGAAGAAGAAAGGAAAACUACCGAAAGAAGCAAGGGAAGUCCUACUUAACUGGUGGACCGUUCAUUACAAAUGGCCAUACCCAACGGAAGCUGAUAAGGUUGCUUUGGCUGAAUCAACUGGCCUGGAACAGAAACAGAUAAACAACUGGUUCAUCAACCAAAGGAAACGUCACUGGAAACCGUCAGAGAACAUGCAGUUUGCUGUUGUGGAUAGUCUAUAUGGCCCGUUUUUCAUGAAUGAUUAAGGUGGGGUAUUCACUUUCCCCUCACUUUGCUUUUGUACAUUCUUGGACAAGGCCUCAUGCUGAUGCGCCUAAUGAAAUGCUUACCGCUUCAAUUAUCUAACUACUUUUCCAUUCAA